Molecule: messenger RNA, 5135 nt
Organism: Mus musculus (house mouse)
Lineage: Eukaryota; Metazoa; Chordata; Mammalia; Rodentia; Muridae
Product: predicted gene, 46382
Exons: 2
Coding region: 2832-4331 (499 amino acids)
Source: RefSeq, a predicted model, not a curated record
CCCGGCGCGCCCCGCCCCCGUGAUGCCCCGCCCCGCGACGCCCCGCCCCCCGGAAACCAGGUUAGGGCGGGCCAGCCUCAGCAGGUGAGCUGGACUCCGCAGCGCCGCCCCAGAGGUUACGCGCGGCCCCUCCCGUUCCGUCCACCCGUCCCGGCGCACCGGAUCGGGCAACCAGGAACGGGCGAUCACCUUUGUCCCCGGCCCAGCCUGGGGCGGCGCAUCUCCGCCACCCUGUGCAUUCAGACCCCCUUCUCUCUGGCGCUGGCUAUCCCAGGGUUGCGAGAAAGGGCGUACGGCUGCCCAGCGUCCUGUCCCAGAGCCGAAUAGUUAACAUUUAACCACAUUCCAGAAGCCCGAGCUCCAGCCGCUCUCCCAGCCCCAACCUUUGGCCUUUCAGCCCAGUGGAGGGGUGCAGGGCGAAGGAAGUAGGAUGGAUCCCAGAGGCCUGUGCGUCCAGCUGGGUCUCUUCCUCCUGCGCCCUCGACGUUGCAGGAUAGGCCACGGGCUCGGGACAGGAUGGUGGGCAAAGACACCAACGUACCUGGAUGUCACAGUGGGCUGGACGGGGAGGGGCGGGGAACUCCGGAGGCUCUCCCAGUUCCUGAGCACAGGCGGAUUAAUCCAACACUGGGAGCAUCGUACUGGAGAGGCUGAGAGCCCAGUAUCUUCCCAGUCCACAGGACUGGAUGUCUCAGGAGUCCCAGUCUGGCACUGGAGGCCUGGAGGACUCCUGGAGAGCUGCCGAUCUUCAGCCCAUAUUGAACACCUGAGAAAGCUGGAUUCUGACAGGAGCAGCAAUGGUAGACACACUCACCAGCAAGAAGGGAAGCCAGGCAGAUUUUCCCUGGUGCCUCAUUACAUCUGGGCUGCUGUCAGAAGGUGCCAGCUGCUCUAUGGAAGGGUCAUCCUGCCUCCCUCAGUCCUUCCAGGAAACACCCUCACGGACAGACUGAAUUCCAGAUCCAAUCAACUUGACAAGUUUAACCAUCAUACCUAGACCCCUAAACUUUCCCCAAAUUCUUCCACAAAGCAGUUCCAAAGGCUCUUCAUCACAUGGUCAGGUAGUCAUAGCAACAGCUCCAGUUCUUGACAGUUACCCCAUUGCUGGUACCAAAUCUAUGUUACACUUUGACUCUGUGUCACAAGGCCUUGAAGAAAGGGGGAGGAAGCCUAGAGUGGUGGAGGGUGUGGUGGAGCAGGUGCUCAUGGAGACCUCCUCACACUCUUUCAUCUGCCACGACCACGGCCUAUUGGGUGCCUGCCACAUCCACAGUACCUCUCUCCCCUUAGUAAAUCCUCUCCCAAAAGUCUCUUACACACCCAGGGUUUUACAAUUCUCUAAAGCUUUUCAAACCAAUCAAAUUAACACCCAUCACAGUAUGUUACAUAUAUUUACUAUCAAUGUGAAGAGGAGGAGGAGGAGGAGGAGGAGUGCAUAGACCUCUGAAAAAGAUGGUGGUGGUGGGUGGGGGUAAGAGGGUGUCCCCAGCCUUGCCAGGGCUGUGGAAUCUACCAUAAGAUCACCUGGAGCAUUUUGUCAUGGAUAACUUACUCGGCACACAGACACAGGUCUGUGUGCCACUGAGUAUGUGGUUAUUUCAGCGUCCUGAAUAUGCACCAGCAAAAUGGCUCAUGGGGUAAAAGCACAUGCCUCCAGGACUAAAUUAAAUUAAGUUACAAAUGGCACCUUUUGCCUAGAGAACUGCUGCAAAGUCAAAGAAUUGCAACAAACUAGAGAAACAUUGUAACUCAUGCUCCACAAUGGCCUGCUUGUGGAACAGAAUUUCGGAGGUACUGAUCUCAGAAACCAGCCAAACACCAUGGGAAAGGAAGACGGUGAGGCUGCUGCCUCAAGAUGCUCAUUUUGGGCUGCAGUGCAUGCCUAUAAUCCCAAGACUUCAAGGCCAGCCUGUGCUACUGGAGAGCCCCUCCAGGUUGUUUAAGAAAAAACAAGAGCUGCUCACCGGGCUGGAAACAUGGCUUAAUAGUCAAAAGCACUUGCUUUUGCCGAGGAGCAGAUCGUAACUGUCUAUAACUCCAGCUCCAGGAAUCUAACAUCAUCUUCUGGCAGGUGGUGCACAUACAUACAUACAUACAUACAUACAUACAUACAUACAUACAUACAUACUAUAAAUUAUUAAAUGCUGGUAAACCUAUACGUUCUUAGAAGCCACUUGAUAUUACCUAUGAUUAGAGAACUGCUAUCCAGGAGAAUAUGUCAGACUUGGGGAUGAAACAUACACCUCCAACUGCUAGCAGGAGUAUGAGAUAUAAGUAGAGAGAACCUUCGUUUAUAGAAGAGGUGAAGCAUUCUUUGGGAGGGGACAUGGGGGGUGGGCACAGCUUCCCUCUGUUGCUCAGAAUAUUCCCCUGUAUUCUUCAGGAGGAAAUCAGAAGGGUAGGGGUUCCCCAAGAAAUGACACAGGAUCAAGGGGGUGUGCAGCAGGUCGUUUGGACUUCAGGGAUAAGGCACUAUGGCUUCAGAGCUGGACAGGGCCCUCAGAUGGUGCCGAGAGCUUGAGUCUGAGAUGUUGAUGUGUCUGGGGAGCUGGGUGGUGGUGCCCAAGGAUGAGAAGAGGAGGGAAGUGGGCUGCAGUGAGGGUCAGAUGCUCUGAUCUCCCACACGGCCCCAGCAUGCUGCGGCCUGUUGAAACUGCCACAGUGAGUUCACAGCAGCCUCUUGUGAGCUGAGGGUGGGUUGGGGCCACCCUCCAGGACUCAUGCUCCAAGUCUCAUCUUGAACCCCAGACUCUCUGGGCUUUGGGACUGUAGGACCCACAGUAUCCUUUUGAUUUGGAUUUGUUUUCAGUUGCUUAUUGCACAAAAGCUAAAUGCUGCCAAACUUCCAGCCACCAGCUGGCCCCAAAGAAGCAGUGUAUUUACUCCUUAGCUGGAGGAGAGCCAGAGACAACAGUGUUGAGCACAAAGCCGGAGUGUAUCCACAGAUCUGCUACAUUCACACCCCCACUGCUCCCCAAAUCUCAGAAACCCACAGGGCAGGGUUCUCUGCUCCCACACCUCCAUCAUCCCCCUGUAGUUCACCCUACUUUCUUCUUCUCAUCCUUGGGCACCACCACCCAGCUCCCCGGAGGCAGCGACAUCUCAGGCCUCAAACUCUCUCGGCACCAUCUAAGGGCCCGAUCCAGCUCUGUUGUGCAGCGUUCACUCCUACCAUUGCCCUGAAGUCAUACCCUCACUGCCCCCUGCAUUCCCACCUCACUCAUUCCUGCAGACUAGUGCUAUACAGGAGAAUAUGCCAGAUAAUAUUUAUAUAUCACUGCCCCCUGCAUUCCUACCUCACUGCCCCCUACAUUCCCACCUCACUCACCCCUGCAUUCCCACCUCACUACCCCAUACAUUCCCACCUCACUCACCCCUGUAUCCCCACCUCAUUCACCCAUGCAGACUGGUGCUAUCCAGGAGAAUAUGCCAGAUACUAUCUAUCUAUAUUUCUGCCCCCUGUAUUCCCACCUCACCACCCCUUGCACCCCCACCCCACUUACCCCUGCACUCCUAUCUACUCACCCCUGCAUUCCUCACCCCUGCAGUCCUACCUCACUCACCCCUGCAUUCUCACCUCACUCACUCCUGCAUUCCUCACCCCUGCAGUCCUACCUCACUCACCCCUGCAUUCUCACCUCACCCCUGCAUUCCUCACCCCUGCACUCCUACCUCACUCACCCCUGCACUCCUACCUCACUCACCCCUGCACUCCUACCUCACUCACCCCUGCAUUCUCACCUCACUCACUCCUGCAUUCCUCACCCCUGCAUUCCUACCUCACUCACCCCUGCAUUUUCACCACCCCUGCAUUCCACCUCACUCACCCCUGCAUUUUCACCUCACUCACCCCUGCAUUCCACCUCACUCACCCCUGCAUUUUCACCACCCCUGCAUUCCACCUCACUCACCCCUGCAUUUUCACCUCACUCACCCCUGCAUUCCACCUCACUCACCCCUGCAUUUUCACCUCACUCACCCCUGCAUUCCACCUCACUCACCCCUGCAUUCCCCACCUCACUCACCCCUGCAUUCCACCUCACUCACCCCUGCAUUUUCACCUUACUCACCCCUGCAUUCCACCUCACUCACCCCUGCAUUCUCACCUCACUCACCCCUGCAUUCUCACCUCACCCCUGCAUUCCCCACCUCACUGCCCCCUGCAUUCCCACCUCACUGAUGAUUUUCACCCCCAUCGCUCCAGCAGCCACACAGCUCCUGUUCCCUAUAUUCACACCUCUACUGCCUCCUAUGCCUCUAGUGUCCCCAUGCAUUCUGUGAUCUGGGCUCUGGAUGCCUAUUCUUCUGCCUCAUGGCCCUCUGUAGGGUGACACAAGCUAGAAAAAGUCACAUGUUGGGUAGCCCUGUGGGCCUAUUGGAACUUAAGGGUGGAUCAUUGAACCCAUGUCCACUGAUCCUGUCUCGCUCCUCCCAACUCUCCAUCACGCACAUAUGUGUGUAUAUAUACAUGUGUGUAUGUAUGUAUAUAUGUAUAUAUGUGUGUGUGUGUAUAUGUGUAUGUGUGUUUAUACACACACACACACUCACAGAACCCUGCAGUUCCCUUGGUGGGUAAGGCACAGAAAUGAAAAGGGCUUGCUACAGAAAACUCGAUGCUCUCCAGCAUGGCUGUCGCUGAGGCCACCUGUCCCUAAGCUCUGCCUUGUUUCUUCCCCACAGCUAGGUCUUUUUAUCAUCAGGGAGCAGGCCCUCAGCUGGCACGGGGACUUGUUCAAUUUAGGGGCAGCAUGAGGAGCUGCCAUGGCGGUGGCCGGGGUGUGCCUUUGGGGAUGCCGUUCCCCAGAGAGAUGGAGUGAAGAAGACACUUUCUUCCUUGCAUUGCUUCCUUUUCUGGGCAAGCCCUGAGGAUGCGCGGAGCUGUGGCAGCCAUCUUGUGAUGACAGAAGAGCUGGAGCAGAGCAGGCAGCAAAUCUAGGUUGAAGUUUGUGGUGCAAACGACUCCUUAUUUCACUAAAUGAAGACAGCAGGGGAGACCCUGGGUGGUUCCCACUGCUCUGUGUCAGAGGCUGACUCAAUGCUAACCGAGGGUGUUUAGCUCAGCUUUCUCCAAAUAAGCUCCGUAGAAGACCAGUGCUUCCUUUGAAUAAAAGUCUGUCCUAGUAUUUUAGCUAAUA